CCAGACCCCCGUCAGACCCUCGACCCCAAGAGAGGCCGAGCCCAUGCCCCUGCCCCUGCCUCUGCCCCGCAGAGGAAGGGGAGCCCGCCCGGGCGGCUCCCGAGUGGCGAGCACUAGCCUCCCGCGGGCGACGGCCCACUCGCCAAGGCGUGCCGGCCGCGGGGCCCCGUCGUCUAGCCAUGCGCAACGCCUCACCCGGCGGCGCCAUUCCUCCGAGCAGGUCCCACCAGCGCCCGAGCCGCAGGCUGACUUCCGCUCGGGAAAGUGGCUCCAAGACCGCUCCGGAGGGGACGCCAGGGACCCGCGGCAGGCUCCGCGGACUGGGAUGGGCUCCAGGCACAGGAUCUGUAGUCGGGAAGAAGUAGUGGUCCCUUAUGCUUCUGACAGUGAUUCAGGAAGUGUGGAUUUGCAGCUGAGCAACUUAGAGGAUGUUAAAAAAGGCCCAAGUAGCCUUGAACUUACAGACUCGGACGUCUCUGACAUCCCUGAACUCCCUCAGGAAUCCCUCGCAGAUAGCUUCAGACACCCGACCCACCAGGGCCCCCUCGGCAAGCCCAUUGUUGAGAGGCUGAUCCAAUCCGUCCGGGAGUUUUUUGAUGGUGAGCUAAAGAGUGAACUUGAGAAGCUGACAUUCCUAAGAUCUUUGUCUUCUCUCAGCCAAACUUUACCCUAUGAUGAAACCACGGGAUCAUUCAUUCACAGCCACAUAGCAGACAUUGUGCAUAUCCUAAAUAGGCUGGUGGAAGAGGAACCCCUGCAUUCUCUCUUCAGCCCUGUGCGCCAGGAGGUCUUUGUCACCAUCACUGACCUCAGUUACCAAGAUGUCCAUUUGCUGUUUGGCUCUGAAGAUAGAACUGACUUGUUCAGUCUUAUCAUGAAAAGUAUAAUCACUCUGCCAUCUGUAAAGACUCUUACCCAGCUACAGGACAUCAUGCCAAGUGGGCCCUACAACUCAGAGUGUCUCUACAGGCAGACGUUUCAGGCAUUCUCGGAGAUGCUCCAGAGUUUGGUGGUAAAAGACCCACAUUUGGAAAAUCUUGACACCAUUUUUAAGCACAUGGACCCCUGGUUACAGUCAAUCAAAGACCAUGAGCGGGAACGGGCCACAGCCAGCAUGGCUCAGGUUCUGAAGUGCUUAUCCAUACAUCUCAGCUUAAAGCUUCCACUGCAAUUCCAGAGACUUGGACACCUAGUGGCUCUGAUGGCGCUACUGUGUGGGGACCCCCUGAAGGAGGUGGCCAAGGAGGCUGCAGAGGGCAUGCACUACCUGCUGCAUAUCACCCUGAGGCUGAAGUAUAUCACUCAUGACAAGAAAAAUCACCAAAGCUUGAAAAGAGCAAUGAAAAAAUGUCGAGAACUCCUAGAACUCUACAGUAUUAAACAGUUCUACAGUUGUCCCUUCAAAAUUGCUCAGGUCUUUGAAGUUUUUCUCAAUUCAGAUGAGCUCUGCCAGUUUGUAAUGACUACAUUGGAUGGCCUGAAAAAUCCGUACACCCAGCAAUCAGCAGGAGAAUUGCUGAUAACAUUGGUGGAAAAUGCAGAGUCCAGAUUUGAGAAGGUGCCAGAAAUUAUGGGUGUUAUCUGUGCCAGGCUAUCCAUUAUCAGCCAGCCUAGAGUCCGCCAACAAAUCAUAAAUACCGUGAGUUUGUUUAUCUCCAGGCCCAAGUACACAGAUACAGUGAUCAACCACCUUCUGUGUCAUCCAGUGCCGUAUGACAGGCAUCUGGCUGAGUUGUGGAGAACUCUGGAGGUGGAGCUGCCCAGCACAACCUGGAUUCUGUGGAGGCUCCUGAGGAAGCUGCAGAAGUGCCAUAAUGUGCCCACCCAGGAGAAGAUGGCCUAUGUGGCUGUUGCUGCAACAGAUGCCCUUUAUGAGGUGUUUAUGGGAAACAGACUCCGAGCAGCUGCAUUCCGACUCUUUCCUCAGCUUCUCAUGACACUGCUCAUCCAGAUUCACCACAGCAUCGGCCUCUCCAUGUCUGAUGUCGCCAUCCCAAGUGGCCUAUACACAGAACAGGAAACGUCUUCAGAGGUCACCCCUUUGUGCUUCGCCAUACAGGCUACAAAGACUCUCCUUCUCAGAACAUUGUGCUGGCAGGAAUUCAACAUCAUGGAAAAAAAUAAAGGAUGGACCCUCCUGGAAGGAAAAGAUUGCCAUCUUCAGGGAGUAUCUCUCCUUGCCAACGCAUUGCUGGAAAGAAGUCACCUCCUUGCACAUAAAGUCAUGUACUUGUUAGUCCCUUUUCUUAACCGAGGGAACGAUAAGCAUCAACUCACGUCUGCAGGCUUUUUUGUGGAGCUUCUCCAGAGUCCAGUGGCUAGGAGACUGCCCAGCAUAUACUCUGUUGCCCGCUUGAGAGACUGGCUACAUCAUGAAAAUAAUCUCUUUAAAAUUCUUGGCCUGAAGGGACUGAACUAUCUUCUCGGACACCAGGAGAUGAGGGAAGACAUCAAGAGCCUGUUGCCGAGCAUCUUAGACCUCUUACGUGAAACCGAUGAGAAGAUUGUUUUGUUGGCCGUUCAGAUACUCCUGCAACUUGUCGGGACAAUGGAAUUCACCACCCUGACUGCCAUGAUGAGGACCCUGUUCUCCUUAUUUGGUGAUGUGAGACCUGAUGUUCAUCGUUUCUCCAUGACCCUCUUUGGAGCCUCCAUAAAGUCUGUGAAAUACACAGAUAAGAAGGGUGUAGAGAACCAAGUCCUGGACAGCUUGGUCCCACUACUUCUGUAUUCUCAGGAUGAAAACGAUGCAGUAGCUGAGGAAAGCAGGCGAGUCCUAACUAUAUGUGCCCAGUUCCUGAAGUGGAAGCUGCCCCAAGAAGUGUACUGCAAAGAUCCCUGGUACAUCAGCCCUAGUGAAGUUGGAACAGUCUGCAAAUUCUUUGGAAAAAAAUGCAAGGGGAAAGUUAACAUCCUAGCCCAAACAUUGAUGUUCUCCAAGAAUGCAAAACUUCCUAUCAGAAGAACAGCAGUCUUGUUUGUAGGGCUCUUAUCAAAGUACAUGGAUCACAGUGAGCUCAGGACGAAGGGUACUGGCUGGAUAGAAGAUGAUCUAAGAGAUCUGCUACGUGACCCUGAGCCCUCUCUGCGCAUCAUCACCUCCCAGGCUCUGUUCCGAGUCCAGAAGGUGGGGGCUGAAUCAGAUCCCACACAGACAGUUUUCGGGUUGAGGAAGCUCAUGGGUUGUCUUCCUACCUAGAGAUGCAAGGCAAACAACAUCAGGUAAAAACUCAUCCUUUCAGGGGCUGGCCUGGUGGUAUAGUGGUUAAGUUCAUGUGCUCCACUUUGGCGGCCCAGGGUUCACGGGCCUGGAACCCUGGGACACGGACCUACACACUGUGCAUCAAGCCAUAUUGAGGUGGCAUCCCAUAUACAAAAUGGGGGAAGAUUGGCACAGAUGUUAGCUCAGGGACAAUCUUCCUCACCAAAAAAACAACAACAACAACAACAAAAAAACCCUAAUCCUUUCAGAAACCACAGAAACAACUAAUACUCCAUUUUUUUUCAGACUUAAAGCAAUGCCAGCAUGAAGAUACCUCCACUCAUUUAAUUACCUCAGAACAUCUUUUUUGUUGUCAAAAGCUUUAAGGAAUUAUAAUGUAUAAGGGAGAGAAGCUCUUGGUUUAAAUUAGCAGAAAUAUUGAAAAUCUACUGAGUUUUUGAGGCAUGCCAGACCAUCCAUGAAGUUCCAGUCUUGAUAAAGCUGUCUAGGACAGCUUCAGAAGAGAUUCUAAAUAAAUGUUAAUGUUGCAAUGUUUGUGUUGUUGGUUCUUUUGUCAAGGCCCAGGUCUACUUGUCAACAAUCUUAAGAAUAAAGGUACAACAAGUUCUUAUAGUUUGAUAUUAAUGAUUUUUUUUAAUAAAAUCUCUUAUGGCCUUUCUCUUUCCUUUCCCUUUCCCUUAAAAACUUGCAAGCAAGAAAAAAUUUCUGAAGUGAUGUAAUGCUAAUUCUAUCCUAAUAUAUUUGAAGUUUCCCCUCCUUACUUCCACUUUUUCAUUUUCCUGAUUCUCUCUCCUACAGCUACUGUCAGAUCCUCAAAUGGCUCUAGGAUGGGAACUAUUAUUUAUGAGUUCCACUGUUUCUUUAAACAUAGAUGGAGAAAAUUUUCUUACAAGCAGAAAUUUUCUGAGAAAGAGGUUAAUUUGUAUUAGGCGAAUACUUUGAUAAGCUGCAAGAGGCGUGCUAGAUUAAUUAGAAAUGGUCACUAUCAGUCUAGUUCCUAGGCUCUUGUUUGGUUGAGGAACAUAAGUGGAGAGCCAGAAUAUGAACUAUUAGGGCAAUGAAGAAGCCUCUUGGAGUUGGUGUGGGAAAAGAGAAAGAAAUGAGGCAACCAGCAAUGAAGAAUAGACAUAUCCAGUGGUGGAUUGCAUUAAGUUUUUGCUGUCAAAUGAGCAAUGUGAAUCCUUACCACCCUAUUCCCUCACCUUUCACCCCCAUCUCUCUGCCAAGACAUCUUUAGGAAGAAAUUUCUCCAUGAUUCAUGGUAAGUUGGAUAUGUUUUAGGGGAUGCAACAACGUGCCAAGUGUGGCCUCAAGAGGAUCCCUGCCCAAGAGAGGUGUUCAUAUUUAGGACUAGCAGUCAGGAGUUUUGAGCUAAAAUGCAGGCCCCAGCUGCCUGAUGGACUAAAUCUUCACCCUUGGGCAGAGCCAAGAGUACACCUUGAGGGUGGCCACUGGAUGCUAAACUUCAGUGCAGCGAGCACAUUUGAGUUACGUGUGUCCCUCACUGCUCUCUCCUUGCUCUCAGUGCAUACAACCAACUCCACUCUCCACUUCUGAACUAUCCAUUUUGUGGAUCAUCCAGUAAAAAUGACUAACACUUAUUGAGUGCCUACAAUGAGCCAGAUUCUAAGUACAUUAUGCAAUUAACUCUUUUAAUCCUCAUAAUCACUCCGUGUAUUAUUAUCUCCAUUUUGCAGAUGGGGAAGCUGAUGAACAAAACCUGAAAGUGACUUGCCCAAGGUCACACAACUAGUAAAGGCCAACUCGAGUAGCCUGCCUCCAAAGCCCGUAUCCUUGGCUGGUCUGCUCUGCUCCUCUCCAGUCUGCUCAUUCCCUCCACUGUGAAUAAAUGCAGAUUUACUCUACAGUUAAUCUCAGUUGCUGAACUCAUGCCCCAAACUCAU
Molecule: messenger RNA, 5127 nt
Organism: Diceros bicornis minor
Lineage: Eukaryota; Metazoa; Chordata; Mammalia; Perissodactyla; Rhinocerotidae
Gene: MROH8
Product: maestro heat like repeat family member 8
Exons: 23
Coding region: 44-3199 (1051 amino acids)
Cellular component (GO): cytoplasm
Source: RefSeq, a predicted model, not a curated record